Messenger RNA from Ichthyophthirius multifiliis, 578 nucleotides. RefSeq lists its product as hypothetical. Lineage: Eukaryota; Ciliophora; Oligohymenophorea; Hymenostomatida. The record is from RefSeq and is a predicted model, not a curated record. The annotation marks the transcript as partial. The transcript has a single exon.
UAAAUUAUGCUUUUAGAAUAUAAAGUGAAUUCACAUGUCCUUUGUAUGAUGAAAUAGCAUAAUCAUAUUUAUAUUCUAUAAAUUCAAGAGGAAGUACUAAAAAAACAUUUAUUUUUUAAAAAUUUGAAAAAAAAUAAAAAAUAGCGACAUAAGUACCAAUACCAACUUUUAGUGCAAAUUAAUAAAAAUAUGAUGAUGUUGCCUAAAAUCUUUUGACUAUUAGUUCUUCUAAAAUUAUAUAAGUAAAUAUUGAACCUUAAACAGAUGAUCCUAAUGCAAGAGUUGUAGUUUCUGAUAAUAAAUAAAUGCCGAAUCCAAUGAUUUCUUAAUAAAAAAAUUAAUUUUCAAAUAAUACAUUUAUUUAAAAAUAUAAAGAUAAAACUUAGCUUAGAUUUAUUUAAUUUUCUAAAUAUUAAAAGGAAAGUGAAUUAUGCAUUGUUAAUCUAAAUCCUAAUGAUUAUACUAAAAGAGGAGAUAACGAUAUGGAUAUAAAUAGUAUCAUGUAACCCGAAAGUAUUGAUGUUGGUACUGAAAAACAUGACUCUUUAGAAUGGAAUUUAAGUAAGGAAUCAAAUUGA